Oikopleura dioica is the source of this 1197-nucleotide messenger RNA. The record is from the annotation of a GenBank genome assembly. NCBI's taxonomy places the organism in Eukaryota, Metazoa, Chordata, Appendicularia, Copelata, Oikopleuridae.
AUGAAGGUUUUCCCUUCCAUCCUUUUCGCCGGUUGCUGGGCACAAUGUCAAAAAGCUGAUUUCGCAAGUAUCGAUUGCUCCAAUUACAGUUUUCUGGUGACCAUUAAUCAGACUUGUUUUGAUUACCACUGGAAUAGAGGCAGCGAUUGGAAUGAGACGAUGGUUUUUGGAAGCUCAGGAGAGGCAAGCUGUGAAUUUAAUGUCGCUGAUCAAGGGUCGACUCCUAUGGAAAUCAAAUUUGAUGAAUGCACGGUAGCGCCAAAUUACCCUGAUUCAAAUGACAAGACGGUUAUUGACUUCAACCUUGCUGGUCAAAUCUUAGAGCACCUAAUUGGAAAUGAUGACAUUGAGAGUUAUUUUGAUUUCAACUUCAAAUGCGAGUUCCAGGGCGUGACAGAUCUCGAACAAAUGGCGCAAUUAUACGAUGCCGAUAAGCUGAAGGUGAACGAGUCAUUGACUUUGGAUAGUUCUAUGAUCCCGGCACCGAAUACCUUAACAUUGGAAUCAUCUGAUCGUUCUACAUGGUCUGUAAAUUGCGUUAAUUGUGACAAUGUGAAAGUUGGCGAUGUUUACGAAAUUCAAUGGAAUAACGUGUACGGUGGCGAUUUAAGCUUUCGAAUCGAAAAUAUUUGGAUUGGACCGAAUUCGGGGGAGAAAACAAUUCAUCUUGUAGAAAAUGGCUGCGUUAAAUCAAAUUUUUUUCUUACUGAUAUUGUGUAUUCUCAGGCGAGAAUACUUGAUUGGAGUGUUUUCAAAUUCAAAAGCUCAAAUUCUCUUUAUUUUACGUUUGACCUUGUUUUGUGCAACCCGAACGAAGAAAAUUAUUGUCUUGGAACGUCUGAUUGUCUGAAUGGAAUCGGAAAUCAGCAGCUUUUUGAAAAUUGGAUUAAUCAACAAGGGGCAUCAACAGCGACGACGACCACCACUACCACCACAACGACUACCAGUGGCGCAAGACGACGACGAUCAACUGACGAUGAAAAUAACACUCUAGAAAACACUCGAAAAAUAGUUGAAUACUCGGACCUAAGCGUUGAAGUUAACUUUCCGGAUGGAGCAAAUACAAAAGAAGAAAUUGUCGACGGCGAAACAAUCAUCCGCCUUUCAAAUGAAGCCCCAAAAGUGUUCGGAGCUUCCGGAGCUCAAGAAUUAUUCAAUUCGGCCUUUCUGGCCCUCGCUGCUAUCUACUUUCUGUAA